Messenger RNA from Cannabis sativa, 2022 nucleotides. Its product is annotated as pyruvate kinase 1, cytosolic. Bases 166 to 1749 code for a protein of 527 amino acids. The transcript has 17 exons. The record is from RefSeq and is a predicted model, not a curated record. Gene Ontology annotation, molecular function: pyruvate kinase activity; potassium ion binding; magnesium ion binding. Gene Ontology annotation, biological process: glycolytic process. Gene Ontology annotation, cellular component: cytoplasm. Lineage: Eukaryota; Viridiplantae; Streptophyta; Magnoliopsida; Rosales; Cannabaceae.
ACUCUUCUGCCUUUCUUCCAAUUCUCACUAUAUAUCCAAAGUCUAUAUAAAACCACUCCUCCGUACGUACUCAUUUCAACUCAACCAAUUACAAUACUUUCAACAUAACCGAAAGAAAUCAUUCAUUAUAGAAUAAGAUUUGUGUUAAUUUGAAAAGCAGCGAAAAUGCACGGGAAUCAGUUGCUUCUCGAGGAGCCUAUAAGGAUGGCUUCGAUUUUGGAACCUUCUAAGCCUACUGUUUAUCCUUCGAUGACGAAGAUUGUUGGGACACUUGGUCCGAAAUCGCGUUCUGUCGAGAUCAUUUCUGAUUGCCUGAAUGCCGGAAUGUGUGUGGCAAGGUUCGAUUUUUCAUGGGGUGAUAUUGACUUCCAUCAAGAGACAUUGGACAAUUUGAGGAAGGCAGUCAAGAGUACCGAUAAGCUCUGUGCUGUUUUGUUGGACACAGUUGGUCCCGAGUUGCAGGUAGUUAAUAAAGCUGAGCAUCCCAUCUCCCUUGAAGCUGAUACUUUGAUUGUCCUAACACCGGAUCAAGAGAAAGAGGCCACUUCAAAUCUUUUACCCAUAAAUUUUAGGGGACUGGCAAAGGCAGUGAAGAAGGGUGACACUAUUUUUAUUGGUCAAUACCUUUUCACGGGGAGUGAAACGACUUCAGUGUGGUUAGAGGUAAGUGAGAUAAGCGGUGAAGAUGUGGUUUGUAUCAUUAAGAACUCUGCUACCUUGGCUGGAUCAUUGUAUACUUUGCAUGUUUCUCAAAUUCGUAUUGAUCUUCCUACACUCACAGAUAAUGAUAAGAAGGUUAUAAGCACAUGGGGUGUUAAAAAUAAAAUAGAUUUCCUCUCGCUAUCAUAUACCCGGCAUGCUGAAGAUGUUCGUCAUGCUCGUGAUUUCAUCUCUAAAUUAGGUGAUCUCAACCAAACUCAAAUUUUUGCGAAGAUUGAGAAUAUAGAGGGAUUAACUCAUUUUGAUGAGAUUCUACAAGAAGCAGAUGGUAUCAUUCUCUCUCGUGGAAAUUUGGGGAUAGAUCUGCCACCAGAAAAGGUAUUUUUAUUUCAAAAAGCUGCUGUUUACAAAUGCAAUAUGGCUGGAAAGCCAGCUGUGGUGACUCGUGUUGUAGACAGUAUGACUGAAAAUCUGAGGCCCACACGUGCUGAAGCCACAGAUGUUGCAAAUGCAGUAUUGGAUGGGACCGAUGCAAUAAUUCUUGGUGCUGAGACUCUUAGGGGUGUCUACCCUGUAGAGACUAUCUCCAUAGUUGGAAAGAUUUGCGCCGAGGCAGAGAAGGUUUUCAAUCAAGAUCUAUAUUUCAAGAGGACUGUUAAAUAUGUUGGCGAACCUAUGACCCAUUUGGAAUCUAUCGCAUCCUCAGCAGUACGUGCAGCAAUCAAAGUAAAGGCUUCUGUAAUUAUUUGCUUCACUUCAACUGGGAGAGCUGCAAGGUUAAUUGCAAAGUAUAGGCCAACAAUGCCCGUAAUGUCUGUAGUUGUCCCUAGGCUACAGACAAAUCAACUCCGCUGGACUUUCACUGGUGCUUUUGAGGUAAGGCAAUCACAAAUUAUCCGAGGCAUUUUUCCCAUGCUUGCAGAUCCUCGACAUCCUGCUGAAUCUACUAGUGCAACAAACGAGUCUAUUUUAAAAGUUGCCUUGGAUCAUGGAAAGGCCUCUGGUCUUAUAAAGUCUCAUGAUCGAGUCGUUGUUUGUCAGAAAAUUGGUGAUGCAUCUGUGGUGAAGAUCAUUGAGCUGGAAGACUAGAAUUAUUAUUUGACCUCGUUUUUUUUUCUUUUCUUACUAUGUAUCCAUAGUCUAUCUAUAAUCUAUAUCAAUAAUUUAUAAUCUAUAUAUCUAUCUAUAAUCUAUAUAACAUAUAUAUAAAGAUGGGUGAUGAUUUUUUUUGGUUUGGUGAAGUUAAAUGUGGAUGUGGGUUUUUUCAGUUUAGUCAAAUUAUUUUGUCAUUUUGUAAUUAUUUUAUUAUUUUGUUCAUUAUGUUAUAGAUAACUUAAUAUUUUUAAAUGUUUUCUUUUUUAA